AUGAAAACCUUCUUAGUGGAUCUAUUACAGGAACAAUUAGGAUUCACUCCUAUUCAUUUAGAAAAUGGAGGAACUAUAUGUGGGACAAUCAGGCAUAAAUUGAUACUGAAUCCUUAAAAUUUGGUAACUUCAACUUCAUUAACAACCACUUAUGAAUCGUUUUUUGGCCUACACCCUUUAUCUCAAGUUUUGGAUCGGACUAAUCCAUUGACCCAAAUUGCUCAUGGGCGUAGGUUGAGUUAUUUGGGUCCUGGGGGGUUGACAGGGCGAACUGCUAGUUUUCGGAUACGAGAUAUCCACCCUAGUCACUAUGGACGUAUUUGCCCAAUUGAUACGUCUGAAGGAAUCAAUGUUGGACUUAUUGGAUCUUUAGCUAUUCAUGUAAGGAUUGGUCAUUGGGGAUCUAUAGAGAGUCCCUUUUAUGAAAUAUCUGAGAGAUCAAAAAAGGCACAGAUGAUUUAUUUAUCGCCAAGUAGAGACGAAUAUUAUAUGGUAGCAGCAGGAAAUUCUUUGGCCUUGAACCGGGGUAUUCAAGAAGAACAGGUUGUGCCAGCUCGAUACCGUCAAGAAUUCCUAACUAUUGCAUGGGAACAGAUUCAUCUUAGAAGCAUCUUUCCCUUCCAAUAUUUUUCUAUUGGAGCUUCUCUGAUUCCUUUUAUUGAGCAUAAUGAUGCAAAUCGAGCUUUAAUGAGUUCUAAUAUGCAACGCCAAGCAGUUCCGCUUUCUCGAUCGGAAAAGUGUAUUGUUGGAACUGGACUGGAACGUCAAACGGCUCUAGAUUCUGGGGUUUCAGCUAUAGCCGAACGGGAGGGAAAGAUCAUUUAUACUGAUACUCACAAGAUCAUUUUCUCAAGUAAUGGAGACACUAUGAGCAUUCCAUUAGUUAUGUAUCAACGUUCUAACAAAAAUACAUGUAUGCAUCAAAAACCUCAGGUUCCGAGGGGUAAAUGCAUUAAAAAGGGACAAAUUUUAGCAGACGGUGCGACUACAGUUGGUGGGGAACUCGCUUUAGGAAAAAACGUAUUAGUAGCUCAUAUGCCAUGGGAAGGUUACAAUUCUGAAGACGCAGUACUAAUUAGUGAACGUUUAGUAUAUGAAGAUAUUUAUACUUCUUUUUACAUUCGGAAAUAUGAAAUUCAGACUCAUGUGACAAGCCAAGGUCCUGAAAGAAUCACUAAGGAAAUACCACAUUUAGAGGAUCGCUUACUCCGCAAUUUAGACAGAAAUGGAAUUGUGAUGCUUGGAUCUUGGAUAGAAACAGGUGAUAUUUUAGUAGGUAAAUUAACGCCUCAGACAGCGACCGAAUCGUCGUAUGCUCCGGAAGAUAGAUUAUUACGAGCCAUACUCGGCAUUCAGGUAUCCACUGCAAAAGAAACUUCUCUAAAAUUAUCUAUAGGUGGAAGGGGCCGAGUUAUUGAUGUGAGAUGGAUUCAGAAAAGGGGUGGUUCCAUUUAUAAUCCAGAGAUGAUUCGUGUAUAUAUUUCACAAAAACGUGAAAUCAGAGUAGGUGAUAAAGUAGCCGGAAGACAUGGGAAUAAAGGUAUCAUUUCCAAAAUUUUGCCUAGGCAAGAUAUGCCCUAUUUGCAAGAUGGAACACCUGUUGAUAUGGUCUUCAACCCAUUAGGAGUACCCUCACGAAUGAAUGUAGGACAGAUAUUUGAAUGCUCACUCGGGUUAGCGGGGGAUCUGCUAAAAAGACAUUAUAGAAUAGCACCUUUUGAUGAGAGAUAUGAGCAAGAGGCUUCGAGAAAACUAGUGUUUUCUGAAUUAUAUUCAGCCAGUAAGCAAACAAAAAAUCCAUGGGUAUUUGAACCCGAGUAUCCGGGAAAAAGCAGAAUAUUUGAUGGAAGAACAGGGGAUCCUUUUGAACAACCUGUUCAAAUAGGAAAACACUAUAUCUUGAAAUUAAUAUAUCAAGUUGAUGAUAAAAUCCAUGGGCAUUCCUGUGGGCAUUACGCACUUGUAACACAAUAG
Messenger RNA from Dioscorea cayenensis subsp. rotundata (Guinea yam), 1974 nucleotides. Its product is annotated as DNA-directed RNA polymerase subunit beta-like. Gene Ontology annotation, biological process: DNA-templated transcription. NCBI's taxonomy places the organism in Eukaryota, Viridiplantae, Streptophyta, Magnoliopsida, Dioscoreales, Dioscoreaceae. The record is from RefSeq and is a predicted model, not a curated record. The transcript has 2 exons. Gene Ontology annotation, molecular function: DNA-directed RNA polymerase activity; DNA binding; ribonucleoside binding.